Heteronotia binoei (common prickly gecko) is the source of this 1895-nucleotide messenger RNA. RefSeq names its product ephrin A1 (gene EFNA1). The record is from RefSeq and is a predicted model, not a curated record. Gene Ontology annotation, molecular function: ephrin receptor binding. The transcript is spliced from 5 exons. Gene Ontology annotation, biological process: ephrin receptor signaling pathway; axon guidance. Gene Ontology annotation, cellular component: plasma membrane. NCBI's taxonomy places the organism in Eukaryota, Metazoa, Chordata, Lepidosauria, Squamata, Gekkonidae. The coding region runs from base 161 to 781 and encodes 206 amino acids.
CAGCCCAGGCCAGAGGCAGGUGCCGCCUCCUCGUACAUAAAGCGCGCUGUUGGGCAGCUUGCCCAGCAAAACGCAGCGGAGCAGGGCGGAGCGUUUGCCGGAGCGAGUGUUGCCGUCCGCGCCGUCGAGCAGGCGCCGAGGAGCGAGGCGUGGGGAGGACAUGGAGUGGGGGCUGCUGCUCUUCUGCGCCCCCCUGCUGGGCCUGUGCGUGGCCGAGCGACACACCGUCUUUUGGAACAGCACCAACCCCAAGUUUCUGUGGGAUGACUACGUCGUGGAGGUGAACCUGAACGAUUACCUGGAUAUCAUCUGCCCCCAUUACGAGGACAACAGCGUCCCCUCACACGCCAUGGAGCGCUACACUCUGUACCUGGUGGAGCAGGAGGAGUACGAAACGUGCAAGCCGCGCUCUAAGGACCAGAUCCGCUGGGAGUGUAACCGGCCGGAUGCCCUGCACGGGCCGGAACGGUUCUCUGAGAAAUUCCAACGGUUCACCCCUUUCACGCUGGGCAAAGAGUUUCGAGAAGGUCACGAAUACUACUACAUCUCAAAGCCAAUCCAUCGCCAUGGAGAUAACUGCCUGAAGCUGAAGGUGAUGGUGGCCGGGAAAAACGCUCGGACGCUGCCCGGCCGCGCUCCCACCCAGAAGGGGAGACUCCAGUCAGAUGACCCCGAUGCCCCGAUGUUGAGAAGUGUGGGCCACAACUCCGCCCCUCGGCCCUGCAGCCCCUUCACCUUCCUCGGCCUCCUGGUUCUGCUACUCCUGCGGUACAGCCUCUGACGCCCCUCGUCCCAGCCAAGCUAUGAGGAUGGAGGGUGAUCCUCGUUCCCGCAGGUCCGGCCUGUGCUCCCGGUUCCUCUGCGCGAAGCUGUGGACCAGUCAGUAUUAGAGGGUUGAGCGCCGGGAUAAAACGGAGGGCAGCUGUUGACGCCACGAGGGAGGAGGCGGGGCGGGGAGUGGUGACAGAUCGUGGCCGCAGGAUUGAGACAUCGAGCACUUCGGAAGGUUAAGUUGCGGAGAAUGUGGGCCGGAUGGACGGACAACCGGGCGUGGACUAGCUAGGGGAAUUGGGUACUGAUCUCCUCUGCAGUGAGGAACGGGACAUGAGGCUUCGGCCCUGUCAGACUCUGUUUCCUCUGCCCCAAAGGACACUUUGCUGAGUAUCCCGCAGGCAGGGACACUCAGAUUGCCACACGUGGACCGUGGGACGUGCCUCGUUGUUGGAAUCGGUGGACUCUUGAGAUGGCGCUGCGAGCUCUGUAUGGGGCAAAUAAUUUAUAAGACAAUAGACAGGCCGGGCCUGAAUUUUGGAAGAUCCCCUCUUUUACGCCUCCCUGAUGAACCAGUCUUCUACCCGCUUCCGAUGCAAACAGAUUUAGCCCAUACCCCCAAAGAGAGCAAAAGCGGAGCCCAGCUGGUUUCACGGGGAAGAAAACCCUAUUGGAUCAGACUGCGGGGCCUCCUCUGUGAUUCGCUCUCAGCAUCCAGUAUUUAAGAGGACACUGUCUGCAUAUGAAGGCUCCAUUUCCCUGGCAAGGCGAGUGACUCUUCAAGCAUUUAGAAAAAUGGACAAAAUCGAGAUGGGAUGCUCCGGUUCCGUGGCCCACCCUCUCUGUUCCAAUCAAGUUUUGAUGCUGGGGUGUGCGACUUCCUGUCUUGUCCUGCCGCAUCUCACAGGAUUUUAAAAGUUUGGGGAUAGUGACAGUUGAAGACAAUAAAAGGCAAUGGACCAUGAGAUCAUUCGAGGACGUUAUGAAAUAAUGAGGACAAUGGGCGAACUGAUGGUGAAAUGAACUUUUUGUAGGAGAGAGGGUAGGAGCGGAGGGCAAUGUCUCUGUGUAAAUCUCUUUCUACCACUGCAAUUUUUAUAUGGAAUAAAUAACUCUAAAACAAA